Messenger RNA from Coccinella septempunctata (seven-spotted ladybird), 1843 nucleotides. RefSeq lists its product as uncharacterized. Bases 126 to 1814 code for a protein of 562 amino acids. The transcript is spliced from 8 exons. The record is from RefSeq and is a predicted model, not a curated record. Gene Ontology annotation, molecular function: protein binding. NCBI's taxonomy places the organism in Eukaryota, Metazoa, Arthropoda, Insecta, Coleoptera, Coccinellidae.
GUUUCCCUUCUACUCAAUGUCUUAUAUUUUUUCAACCGGUUAUUUUUUUUGAGAGCCUGAAUUUUUUUGCCGUAUUUUUUUUUCAUUAUUUAGGCGUAGAUAUAGCAAGUUUUAUCACUAAUAUAAUGAAGAUUAAGCCGCCAAAAGAACAGGUUUUUUCUCCUAUUAAAUGGCAACGGGAGCAGAAACUUUUGAAAUCUAUGAGAUUGGUUAAUGAUAGGAACGCUUUACAGGUGUUAAAUAGAGAGGAUAUAAUAGCAUACCGGUUACCAUUACACGAGGCAAUUUUGAGAAAACUCAACAGGAAUGGAUUCUACAGUUCUGCCGAAUAUCUACGGCAACUGAUAGAUUUUCAGGAUGCUUAUCGGAUGGCAGCGGGUGAAGAGAGCAUUAUAUGGCAAAGGCCGAGACUAAUGUAUCAGCAAAACUUACUCGAGCAUCUUGCAGAAAAGUUGCAGCAGGCCGAACAGGCCAACACUGCAAAACAUACUGACGUUGAGAUUGAUAUACUCCUAAAUAUCGCCAUUGAAUUUUGUUUCGGAUCAGAAAAUUGGUGGUGGCUUGGCCACCAAAUUCUUUUCAUUACUUUGAAAACUUGCGAAGAGUACGAGGAAGAUAGGGGCAAAAGGAAAGCUUUGUUAAGGUAUAUUUUUGGGAAGUUUCUCUUUGAGAAUGCAAAGGAGCCACGAAUGGCUCUUGAGCACCUGAAAAUAGCAAGGAAAAUCUCAGCAGAAAUGAGCUGGAAUGUCAAUAUCUUGUUUCCUGAGAACAGCAGCACAAUAUUUUCACAGGCCUGCACACUUAUCCAUAAAAUAAUAAUGAUUCAAGCCAGGAGUAUUUCUCAAAAAGAUCCUACAAACACCAUAAAACUAUGUGACAAAGCAAGAAUAAGAGCUUUGGAAGGAUGCUACUAUGACGGAGUUAUAGACUCUUACAUUCUCAAAGGAAACUGUGAAAUUAUGCUUUUCGAUACAGAAAACGCUAUAAAAAGUUUCAAGAGAGGCCUCAAUGUAUUAGAAAAACACGACAAUGUUGAUUUGAGAUGUGAAACUUGGAAAAAUUUAGCCAUAGCUUACCUAAAGCAUGGCACCCUCAAUAGUGCUUUAGUGACUUUACACAAGUUAAACGACUUUGCUAAUCAAAACAAUAAAGUGCAUUACAUUGCCCAAGCUCACAAAUAUUUAGGGGAGUUUUACCUGAGGGAAGGAACAGCUCGUAACGCUACACCAUUGCUGAUGGCUGCAGUCAAGAUCUUCACUCAAGCCGGAGAUACUGCAGAAACGGCAAAAACCAGAAAUAUGGCUGCCAUUUCAGUCGGUAUAGAACUAAUGCCCAUAUUCACCGGUAUCAUAAAAAGCAGCGAACCCAAAUUUUCUUCCGAACAUAGGGAAGCACUAGCCAAGUUGAUCCGCUGGAAAGAUUCAAGGGAAAGUUUUUGGAAGCACUCUGAAGCAUCCCAAUUCUCGGCUGUUUCAACGCACACCAUGGAAAAUUUCACUGUGCUCUCGGGGUCAGAAAUUGAAAUGCCACUAACAGAUGAUUUAGAUUUCGAAGUACUUCUGGGUAUCACUGGAUUGGACACUGGAUACUCAAUGCAGUGUAGUAUAUCGAACAUGACAGAUGUAGUGUCUGUAAGUGGUGUUGAAAAAAGUGGCAAUACAUUGAUGGCUCCUGUAAACAUGCAUGAAGAUGCAGGGACGAAUACAAUGAGUGUCAGAGAGAAAGGUACAGCAUCGCUCAGCGAAUAUGUGACGAAUAUCAAAGAGAACAAGAGUAAUCUGACUAACAAUAGUCUUGAAGGUCAACUAGAAUGAAAUUUCAAAUAUAUAUUCAUCAAAAACUC